CAUACACUGAUACACAGCAUCGCUGGCCACCAUCAGCUCUGUCGGCUGCCUCUCUGCUGUGUAAAAGGCGGCUCUCCAUCCUCUUUGCUGCGGCUGCACCUGACAUCCCGGCCGCAGACUGUCUGUCUCAGCGGCGCCAUUGGGAUUUUCCCUCAUUUUUUUGAGAAUUAACAACGAUAUGGAAAUGAUGGGUAACAAACAACGACGAGGCGUGCAUUUCAAAGGCUUGCUGAAGAGGAACUGGCUUCUGAUCGCCACGAUUUUCUCCGUGGUGCUCGGGAUCAGUCUGGGCAUCGUGGUCCGAGAGUAUGCGUCCCUCUCAAAUCUCCACAAGCAGUAUUUCGGCUUCCCAGGAGAAAUCCUCAUGCGAAUGCUGAAGCUUGUCAUCCUCCCACUCAUCAUUUCCAGCAUGAUAACAGGUGUUGCAGCCCUGGAUUCUGAGGUAUCUGGGAAGAUAGGUCUGCGAGCUGUAAUCUAUUACUUCUCAACAACCAUCAUUGCAGUGGUUCUUGGGAUCAUUUUGGUGAUGACUAUCAAACCAGGAGUGUCUCAAACAGCUGAUCACAUCGACAGAGAAGGAACCACGCCCAACGUCACCACCGUGGACACACUCCUGGAUCUCAUCAGAAACAUGUUCCCCGAAAAUCUGGUGCAGGCGUGUUUUCAGCAGUACAAGACAAAGCGCAAAGAGUUGGAGCCUCUGAAAGUUUCCAUCAACACCACCACGAUUCCCCCUCUCACAACCACCUUCCCCCCUCUCACAACCACCAUCAUGUCGGUGGUAGAGAACAUAACCAAGGAAUAUAAGAUUGUCGGGACAUAUUCGGAUGGAAUCAACGUGUUGGGGCUGAUCGUGUUCUGUGUUGCUUUCGGCCUUGUCAUUGGGAAGAUGGGGGAAAAGGGUCGUAUACUCCUGGAAUUCUUCGAUGCCCUGAAUGAAGCAACCAUGAGACUGGUCCACAUCAUCAUGUGCUACAUGCCAGUAGGAAUCCUGUUCCUAAUUGCUGCUAAGAUUAUCGAGGUGGAAGACUGGGAGAUCUUCAAGAAGAUGGGUCUUUAUAUGGUGACGGUGCUGAGCGGUCUGGCUAUCCAUGCCACCAUCUGUCUGCCACUCAUCUUCUUCGUCAUUGUGAGGAAGAACCCUUAUACCUUCACAUUGGGAAUGGCCCAGGCCCUGGUGACGGCACUCAUGAUCUCCUCCAGCUCUGCCACCCUGCCCGUCACUUUCCGAUGUGCCGAGGAGAACAAUCGCAUCGACAAGCGGAUCACCCGCUUCGUCCUCCCAGUGGGUGCCACCAUUAACAUGGAUGGGACAGCACUCUAUGAGGCAGUGGCAGCCAUCUUUAUUGCGCAGUUGAAUGACUACCAUCUGGAUGUGGGCCAGAUUGUCACUAUCAGUAUAACAGCAACAGUUGCAAGUAUUGGAGCAGCAGGAGUCCCAAACGCUGGGCUUGUCACCAUGGUGAUAGUCUUAACAGCUGUUGGAUUACCUGCAAAUGAUGUCACUCUGAUAGUCGCUGUGGAUUGGCUGCUGGACCGGUUCCGUACUAUGAUCAACGUUCUUGGCGAUGCUUAUGGAGCCAGUAUCGUUCAGAAACUAUCCAAAAAUGAACUGGAUAGGAUGGAUCUGAUAUCAGAUGUAGAUGUCGCCAACCCUUUUGCUCUGGAAGCUACUUUGGAUGACGAAGAGUGUGAGAAGAAGUCCUACGUCAAUGGAGGUUUCACUGUCGACAAGACAGAUGCAAUCUCCUUCACUGAGACCUCUCAGUUUUAGCCUGUGGCUGGCUUCCCAGUAGCACAGAAAGUGCCAUGCUGCUAUGGAUGUGUACAUGUAUCAGCCCCAUGACAAGGGAGGGACCCAUCCAAGCUUAUACAUCAGCAAUAGCAGCGUCCAUUAAGCUUAUCCAAGAUGAUCACCUUCCAUGUCGGAUAUUUACAUCCACUAGAUUAAAGUGCUUCCUUCUUACUCUCAAAUUGUGCCAAUAUUAACAUGUCACUUUUCUUGUAAAGAUGCACUCAAAAGAAGAGCUGUUAAAGUGUGUGUGUGUGUGUGUGUGUGUGUGUGUGUGUGUGUGUGCGUGUGCGUGUGCGUGUGUGUGCGUGUGCGUGUGUGUGUGCGAGCAUAAGGACAUUUUUUUUCAAAGUAUAUGAAGUGUGUGUAUGUAUUUUGCCAAAACAGAAAUGUGAUACAUGUAAAAUCAAAACAUUAAUCCUUUAUUUGCUAUGAGAUACUAAUUCUUACAAAAAUGUCUGAAUGAUUUUUUUUGUGUGUGUGUUGUUGAAUGUCUGUGUCCAAUAAUGCACUGCUUGUAUAUCUAUCUGUAUAUUUAAACUGUGCCAAACAUAUAAAGAGGUUUUUCACCAAGUUGCAUGAAGCAAUAUGUUAAAGAAGUGCUAGUCGCUGGCUGGAGACUGAUUUUUUAUGGAGACUUCACAGAGAGUGGAGAUAGUCAGCAAAGGCUUAUAGAGUCAUUGAACACUGUGAAAUUUAAGGACGUCUUUUUCAGAACCAAAUCACGUAAAAUUAUUAUAAAUAGUGUGUGUUUAGGCAGCCAAUUUGUUCAGAGAAUGUCUUUGUAACACAAUUUUUGUUAUUAUACUUUCACUGUGGUGUAAGGUAAAAAAUGCUCUUAAACCAAUCGCUCAGUUAGACGAAUGUUAUAGGCCUUUAAGCUUAAACCAGACAUUAGAAACAAGAUGGGGGAACAAUUGGUCCAUAAGUCAGGUUGACAUUCUGGGCAAUAUACUGUACAUCUAUGCUUUCUUGCCAAGAGUGAAAUCAAAUGAUUAUCAUCAUGCCAUGUCUCUGCGUAAGUUUGAGCUAGGAGGACAGUCAGCAGUUUUUAAGGUACACUUAAUGCGCCGACAUGGAAAAAGUAAUAAUUCUCUUAUCUCACUCCCAGCAAGAAGUUGUUUUUUAAAAAUACUGGGGUAUUACUUUGAUUAAAGCCAUAAAAAACAGCUUUUUGCUCAUUUUCCAAGGCAACUGCUACAGUUCAACUCAAAUGCUGACCAGGAUUAAUCACAAACACAAAUUUGGAUGUCUUGUAAACAAGUGGAAAUGUAGUCCUAAUGAUUGCAAUCUGGCUAGUAGUUUUUGAAAAACUCUGGACAAAUGUGUUGGAUGGACAGAAAGACCAAGGGCCUUGCCUUUCUGAGAACACAAAUUACACAAAUAUCUGUACUUCGGUAAUGCUCUCUGGCUGCACUGUUAUUUGUGAUGCUUGUGGUUACGCUCUUUUAUUAAAUGUAUGUCCAUGUCUAUAACCAAGAGCUAUGUGUUUGACUCCAUGCUAUACUCUGAUGCCUGCACAUGCUCAUAUUGUAUCGUAUUUAAGCAUGGGAUGAGUGCUUGAGAGUUGUUUGGUAGAGCUAACUUGAACAAGACAUGGACCAACCGUGUUAUUGUUGAGGGUUUUCUGUUGUUCUAUUUAUGCCGUGUCCUAAUCAAUAUCAGUGUUUUUAAGUUAAAGUAAAAAGAGUACUUUUUCCUUGGUUUACUUUCCAUUAUGACACAUGUUAUCCAUCACAUGCUAGGUAUGCAUUUUACAACAGACUCAGCAGAUCUACAUUCAAUAUAAGACAACUUAGCUCGGUUCUUAGAUUGUGGUACAAAUGAACCCGUCAGAUUAGUUUACAGCACAAUAUCACACUGUACGAUGAGUUCCAUUUGAAAUAGGAUGUCAGAAUAUCCCUGUGGGUCAUCCCUGUCUUCCAAUGCUCCUCAUUGUAAGAGAUUGGUGGGAGCUAUCUGUACUGAAAAAGAAAGAAGGGAAAUGGACAUUUGAAUUUCAGUUUAAAUAGUAAAAGUGCAUUUGGCCUCUGUCAUGAUAUCAAGUCCUCAUAAGAGGAUAUUAAGUUGGGAUAUAUAGGACCCUGGCAACAUAGAUACGCACUCCGUGCUAGGUAAAAGUGCUCAUUUUGUGGUCUGACUUCCAAAAAAUCAUGUCAGAAAAAUCAGUGAGAUUUUCUUUAGCUGUAGUAAAGUACUGCUCCCAAAACUGCACUUUAUGUCCAUACUUAAUUGUUAGUGGCUAGAUUAGCAUAGAUAAUUAGGGACUGCAAACACUAUACUUAAAAAUGCCUUGCUAGCUAGGCUAGACAUGCUAAUUUCAUGGUACAGAAAACCACAGGAGACUUCCUCUGCUUGUAGUUGAUAACUGUUCCCAAAGCAGCAGCUAGCAUCUCAAUGCUUUGCAAUGUUAGCUGCUACUCUGCUAAUCUCUCCCAUUUGUCUUUACCAAGUAUCAUGCAGCGGGUCAGUAUUUUGAGGUUGUGCAGUGCUAAAAAAUCCUAAAUCUAUUUGCAGAAUGUUAAAAAGUCUAAUGAAGUGAUAGUGUUUUCCAAGUGCUGUUUAGUGGGAUUUCACUCUUCCACGUUACCUUAGUGGAAAACUAAGGUAACUAGCUUUCAUGUUGAUGGGUUGAUUUUUCCGAAAUCAAAAUUUUCAAAUCCAUUGCUGGAAUAAGUCUCAGUGUCUUGAUUCUACAGCAUCUAUACACUGCCAAAAGGGCCAUAUUAGAAAUAAAGCAUGGGUGAAGGUUGGUGAUUGUUUGUCAUUGUGUGUUGAUCAAAGAUGAAGCAGAUAAGCCCUCGCAUAUCAGGUUGUAUUCUACAUUUCAAAAGCACACCGUCAUCAACCAACCCCGUCUUUGUUGGAACAACUAUUUGAGUACAUACAGUGUGUGAAUCAACAUGUACUGUGUGAUGUGUAACUGCAAGCAAA
Messenger RNA from Eleginops maclovinus (Patagonian blennie), 4726 nucleotides. RefSeq names its product solute carrier family 1 member 1 (gene slc1a1). The record is from RefSeq and is a predicted model, not a curated record. The transcript has 12 exons. NCBI's taxonomy places the organism in Eukaryota, Metazoa, Chordata, Actinopteri, Perciformes, Eleginopidae. Gene Ontology annotation, cellular component: plasma membrane. Gene Ontology annotation, molecular function: glutamate:sodium symporter activity; L-glutamate transmembrane transporter activity; L-cysteine transmembrane transporter activity. The coding region runs from base 179 to 1774 and encodes 531 amino acids. Gene Ontology annotation, biological process: L-glutamate transmembrane transport.